Molecule: messenger RNA, 2711 nt
Organism: Manduca sexta (tobacco hornworm)
Lineage: Eukaryota; Metazoa; Arthropoda; Insecta; Lepidoptera; Sphingidae
Product: zinc finger protein 668
Biological process (GO): regulation of transcription by RNA polymerase II
Cellular component (GO): nucleus
Molecular function (GO): RNA polymerase II transcription regulatory region sequence-specific DNA binding; DNA-binding transcription factor activity, RNA polymerase II-specific
Source: RefSeq, a predicted model, not a curated record
UUGAAUUGUCUAUGUUUUAGUGCGUUUGCUAAUGUCCAAAUGACAAUUGACAUUACCAGUUAUAAUUUAUGUGUUGGUUCAAAUAACAUUUUAGCUUCUGUAAAUAACUUAAGAGAAAGAUAUAUUCGUACAAUUAAUUUUGUGUGUCUGCAAGUGUAAAAUGGCUACAGAAGUAAUGAAGCUUGAGGUGGAAUCGGAGUCGUGCUGCGUGUGCGGCAACACCAGCGGCGAGUUAUUGACGCCAGAAGAGCAUGAUGCGGGUGCUUCCCUGGGGCAGGUGCCGCUUCGGGCCAUGCUGCUGCAGCUCAACAAUAGUAAGGUGGUGCCGGAGGGCCGGCUGUGUUCCAAUUGCAUUCGGCGCACACUGGAGGCGUAUGAGUUCAGCUCGGCGCUAUCGGCCGGCGUGCCUCCACUCAGCGAGAAGAUCAGAGCACUCCGGAGAAGAUUGCAUGAGCUGACACAGAAGAUAGACGUAUUCAUAGUGGUGGGCGGUUCGGGCGCGGCGGCCGGCGGCGUGUAUAGCGAGGACGACAUCAUCAUGGUGGACAAGCACGCGCUCGCGGCCGCCGCGCGCGCCGACGACGACGACCUCGAGCGCGCCCGCAACGCGCGCGGCGACCACGUCUACCAGUGCACCGUCUGCCCCGCCUCCUACCCGCGCGUCGCCGACUACCGCGCCCACUGCGCCGCACACGCGCUCGGCGCCGCGCACGCGUGCUGGACCUGCGGCGCGCAGUUCGGCACGCGCGCCGCGCUGCGCUCGCACUCGGCGGCGCACGCGGCGGCGGCGCUGCGCUGCCACCUGUGCGCGCGCACGUUCGCGUCGGGCGCGGAGCUGCGGCGGCACGAGGGCGCGUGCGAGGCGCGCUGCCCGGCGUGCGGCCGGCGCGCGCCCGACCGCGCCGCGCUGGCCGCGCACGCCGCCGCCGCGCACGGCCGCGCCGCCUCGCCGCCGCACGUGUGUCCCGCCUGCUUCCGCACCUACCGCGACCCCGAGCUGUUCGCGGCGCACCUGCUGCGGCACCGCCAGGCGCGCCAGUUCGUGUGCGGGUACGACGGCUGCAUACUGCGCUUCGCCACGCGCAACAACCUCAUGGCGCACAUCCGCAAGUGCCACGCGUCCGAGGCUGCACCGACGACGCCGCCGCGGGAGACGACGCCGCCGCCCUCCACCACGUGCCGCGAAUGCGGACGCAUAUUCGGGUCGGUGGCCGCCAUGAAGCGCCACGCUCGUGUGCACCGCCGCGCGCAGAUGCAGCAGGAGGAGGGCGGCGACUCGCAGGAGGAGGAGCACAUGGAGGUGGAACACGACGCGGACGGCGAGGCGGAGGCGGACGGCACCACGACGGAGGUGGAGUACCUCGAGGUCGAGACCCUCGACGACAUGGACGAGCAAGAACACAAGCACCACAUACAAUGACGCACCAGCGGAAUGUCUUAACCACAUGCAGGAAUACUAAAUGGGGUGAAAACAAACUAAAAUUAAACUUAUACAUACAAAUAAUCCUGUUAAAUAAACUUCAUUAGAAUUAUUUAACUAAGAGGGGGCUUUAGUCAAGUUACAUUGUUUGAGCUCAAACUCUAUUCACAAGAACUUUAUUUUCAUUAAUACCUCUCAAGGUCAUCAACACCCACAACUUCUUUGGCUUUGUGAAGGGUUAUGGGCAGUGGCGUAACCUUUUCUUCCGACUAAUUUAAUUUUAUGGUGUUCUGUUAAAAUCUGUUACUUCUAUUCACCUUUAUUCCUGUUCACUAUGUUUAGUUUUGUCGUACACGCCUGACCCCAAAGAUGUUACAAAACCUACUAACUGUUUUCAUAACAUUUAUUUAUGUGAAUGUAAUGAAAUUUAUAAAAUCUUUUCUGCAGUAGAACAGUUCAUUUCUUUUUAUACUUGUAACAAUCGCGUUUUAUGUUUCCAUCAUUUUCACCCCUCAUCUCAUUGUUAACCAUCUUUUACUGAUAUACUUAGUGUAAUGAAAUAAAAGACUUUGAUUAUGCCUACAAAAUAUUUACGAGAAAAUGUAGAGGUAAAUAUAUUCGAACAUAGAAUUGUUUUGUAUGAAUUUAGUUAAUAGUAUUUUGUAAGUUAGCGAUAUCUGUAGUAGGUGGCAAAAAUGGGCGCAAUAUCCUUCUGCUGGAGCACAACUAUUAAAUUUUUUCCGCCCUAAAUAUUCAUGAGCUAAAAAGUGCACUUGCACCCCUUUAAAUUAAACUUAAUAUUUAUUGUAUAGUGCGUAGAUACAUAUGCAUCUCCUUAAAAGUAAUCCUGGCGAUGUUCAUGGUUAAAUCCUACCACAAACAAUCCUGUCACGGCGCUCGUGACAUCAUCAGCCAGAUAAUUGAAAUUGCGGAAUACUUUACAAAUACCACUCAAACUCCACUUUUAUAAGUAAUUUUACUUUCGAAUUUACAGCAGGCUCGAUCAUCCAUGAAAUGGAAUUGUCGUACAAAAUUUUUUGGUUAUAGAUGACUCGCUUUGAUUGGUUUAUUCUUGGGAUCGAUCCAUAGAUAACGAUAAGGAUUGUAUAUUUACUAUGCGAUAAAAAUAUAAUGUCAUCCGAAGAACGCACUAGGUAGUACAUUUCCUACCUGAUCACGUCAUAUGCGGUCUUUGUACACCAGCUGGUGAUUGCGUUUUGUGAUUUUUUCGACGCAAAUAAUAUAUUAUGUAAUAAUAUGUAAUAUUUAGAGGAAUAAACUUGUUAAAGUA